CGGUCAAUGCAAAUGGCAACCAACGCCUGCGACUCUCUGCGAGAACUGUCUGCAUCUUGCGUGUGAAGUUUACCCUCAAACGCCCUAAAACUUUCUCGAGGGAAAGAGGAGAAAAAAAGACUGAAAAAGAGUUGAGGGAACGGACUGAAGAAUUGGUUUUGUUUUAUCAUUUGUUCGGGGAAACCUGAAGCGGGUAGUUCGUCUCCUUCUUGGAGUCUUUUACUUGGGAGAAUUGCCUGUUUCUUGGAACAUUCUUGCUUUUCAGCGGGAGGUUUUCGAGGUUUUUGGUUGUUUGCUAUUAAUUAUUACUAUAAACAUGUCGCAGACAAACUGGGAGGCUGAUAAAAUGUUGGAUGUGUAUAUAUAUGAUUAUCUUAUGAAGAGGAAAUUACAUGCUUCUGCCAAGGCCUUUCAAGCAGAAGGCAAAGUCUCGACAGAUCCUGUAGCUAUUGAUGCCCCUGGUGGUUUUCUUUUCGAAUGGUGGUCUGUCUUUUGGGACAUAUUCAUUGCCCGCACAAAUGAGAAGCAUUCUGAAGCUGCUGCUUCAUACAUUGAGCAGACCCAAAUGGUUAAAGCUCGGGAGCUGCAGCAGCAGCAACAACAACAACAGCAUCAGAGGCCUCCGCAGCAGCAACAGAUGCAGAUGCAGCAGCUUUUAUUGCAAAGGCAUGCUCAGCAGCAGCAGCAGCAGCAGCAGCAGCAGCAGAGGCGAAGAGAUGGUGCCCAGCUUCUGAAUGGCUCUGGCAACGGUCUUGUUGGCGGUGAUUCUCUUAUGGUGCAGAGCCCUGCAACUGCCAGUGCCUUGGCCACAAAGAUGUACGAGGACAGGCUAAAGCUUCCUGUUCAGAGGGAUUCUAUGGACGAUGCUGCUAUAAAGCCAAGGUUGGGAGACAAUAUGGGCCAGCUUGUGGAUCCUAAUCAGGCUUCAAUGAUAAAAGGAGCUGCUGGGAGUGGUCAACCACCUGGGCAAACUUUGCAUAAUACAUCAGGAGGUAUUCCGGAUAAUCUUCAACAAAAUCAAAAUCGGAUGCAGCAACUUUCUGUAACUACUCAGGAUAUAAAGAAUGAGAUGAACUCAGUGAUGAACCCUAGAGUUGCUGGAACAGAGGGAUCAUUGAUUGGAGUUCAGGGAUCAAAUCAAGGUGGUUGCAACUUGACACUGAAAGGGUGGCCUUUAACAGGACUGGAUCAAAUACGAUCUGGGCUUCUUCAGCAGCAAAAGUCUUUGAUGUCACCCUCUCAGCCAUUAAGUCAACUUCAGUUACAACAGCAACUUAUGCUUCAGGCACACCGAAGUUUGACAUCUUCAUCUUCCAAUGAUUUAGAAGGCAGAAAACUAAGAAUGUUUCUUAACAAUCAUAACAUCAAUCUUGGAAAAGAUGGCUCAUUAAAUUCACCUGGUGACCUAGUUCCUAAUGUUGGCUCGCCUAUGCAACCUGGUUGUCCCAUGUUGCCUCGUGCUGAUACUGAGAUGUUGAUUAAGUUGCAGCAGCAGCAAUUGCAGAAUAACAGUCAGUUGCAGCAAAACUACUCACAGCUUCCACUUUCAAGCCAACAAUCUCAGAAUUCAAUCCUUCAGCAACACGAUAAAAUGAUUGGUGCUAGCAAUAUGAGUGUGGAUGGUAGCAUGUCGAAUACCUUUCAGGGAAAUGAUCAGGUGUCAAAAAGUCAAAUUGGGCGAAAGAGAAAACAGCCAGUGUCCUCUUCAGGUCCUGCAAAUAGUUCAGGGACUGCAAACACCACUGGACCAUCUCCAAGUUCACCUUCAUCCCCUUCGACUCACACACCAGGAGAUGUGAUGUCUAUGCCUACUUUAACAGCUGCUGGUGGUUCCUCUAAGCCUAUGCUUAUGUUUGGCUCUGAUGGUAUGGGCUCCCUUACAUCAGCACCAAAUCAAUUGGUAAGUAUGGACCGAUUUGUGGAUGAUGGGACUCUGGAUGAUAACGUAGAUUCUUUUUUAUCUCAUGAUGAUGCUGAUCCUAGAGAUAGAGUUGGCCAAUCUGCGGAUGUUAGUAAAGGCUUGACAUUUACGGAAAUCCAGCGUAUCUCUGCAAGUACAAGUAAAGUUGAAUGUUGUCACUUCUCGUCCGAUGGAAAGUUGCUGGCUACUGGUGGGCAUGACAAGAAGGUUGUAUUAUGGAGCACAGAGUCAUUUGCUAUCAAGUCUACCCUUGAGGAGCAUGGCCAAUGGAUUACUGAUGUUCGUUUUAAUCCAAGCAGCCCAAGCAUGUCGAGGCUUGCUACAUCUUCAGCUGACAAAACAGUCAGGGUUUGGGAUGUUGAUAAUACCCAUCUUUGUGCUUCGCAGCCUGGUUACUCUCUUCGCACUUUCACUGGACAUUCUACAGCUGUAAUGUCAUUGGAUUUUCAUCCUAGCAAAGAGGACCUUAUCUGCUCUUGUGAUAACAAUAAUGAGAUCCGAUACUGGAGUAUCAAGAAUGGCAGUUGCGCUGGAGUUUUCAAAGGUGGUGCAACACAGAUCCGGUUUCAACCUCGUCUUGGUAGGAUUAUUGCAGCUGCUGCAGAUAAUUUUAUCUCUAUACUUGAUGUAGAGACCCAAGUCUGCAGAUUUAAAUUGCAAGGUCAUAAAGGCCUUGUCCAUUCCAUUUGCUGGGAUCCAUCCGGAGAGUAUCUUGCAUCAGUAAGUGAUGACUUGGUUAAAGUGUGGACAGUUGGUUCUGGCAAUAAAGGGGAAUGCAUUCAUGAGUUGAGCUGCAGUGGCAACAAAUUCCACACCUGUGUUUUCCAUCCCACUUACCCUUCUCUGUUGGUCAUUGGCUGUUAUGAGACGCUAGAGCUUUGGAACAUGAGCGAGAACAAGACAAUGACUCAAGCUGCACAUGAGAGACUGGUAUCUUGUUUGGCAGUAUCAAAUGUUAUGGGAAUGGUGGCUUCGGCGAGUCAUGACAAGUGUGUCAAGCUCUGGAAGUGAUUUUGAUUGCGUUCUCUGGUUUUGCUGACAUUUUUGUCAAUCUGUGAAUGGAUCUUUAACAAAAUGUAAUUAACUAGGAUUCAGUAAAUUUUUGGGUGGGUGCUCUUUUUGCUGUUCUUUCUUUCCUUUUUGAGGGGGAAGCCAACCUAGUUGCGGGAAAGAGAUGUUAAGAAAUGUGCAGCAAUUGGUUUUAGAGUGAAACACAAAACUCUUUUUGCAGAUAGAUACACAUACAUAUAUGUGAAAUUCAGGUGUCACUGUUUAAAAAUUAUAAUUGUAAUCUCAUUGGCACUCUUGCCCAAGGAUAUUUGUGACCUGGGACCCA
Carica papaya (papaya) is the source of this 3257-nucleotide messenger RNA. The record is from RefSeq and is a predicted model, not a curated record. NCBI's taxonomy places the organism in Eukaryota, Viridiplantae, Streptophyta, Magnoliopsida, Brassicales, Caricaceae.